UUUAACUACUCGAUAAUAAUCAAAUGUUGAUAUUAUUAUUUUAUUGUUUAUCUUUAACAAAAGGAUUAUCUCCAUUAGUAUGUGGAGAUGCUAUUUAAGAAAAAGAUUGUUUAGAUGUUUUAAAUGGAAUGUAUUUUAUAAUAAUAUUUAGAUAUUAAUGCAAAUGGACAGUAAAUGGAUGUGUCAAUAUGAAAUGUGAAUUGGCUACACCUCCUUGUGAUCAAUUAAUUUAUGAGAAAAAAGCUUGUUCAACAAGCGGAACUAAUUGCGUUACAGUUUCAUAAUGUUCAGAAAUUGAUAACUAAAAGUCUUGUGAGGUUGUAAAAGCUGGUGGUAGAGAUUGUAUGUGGGAUACAAAUUGUAGAAUAAAAUAAUGUUCUGAUUAUGAUUAACCAAAUUGUAAAAUAUCAAAUGGAGAUUAUUGUAUUUUUAAGGAUGGUAUAUGUCAGAAGCUAGAAUUAUGCACUGAUGUAUCUACAAAGGAAUUGUGUUAGAGUAUUGAUUUAAAAGAUUAAUGUGGAUGGAUAGAAAAUAAAUGCGAUAUUUUUGAUUGCCAAAAAUUUAAAAAUUCAGAAGAAUGUUUUUCUGCUGUAUUAAACAAUUAAACAUGUUUUAAUGGAGCUACUGAUAAUACCGUUGUUGAUUGUAUGAGUUGUUAAAAUCUAAAAACUUAAUGUGAUUGUCAAAAGUAUACUCUUUAUGGUUGUAGAUGGUAAGUUGAUACAUUAACUUGCUUUACUUAAAAGUAUUAAUUAAUUAAAAAAUAGAUGUGAAGAUUUUGAAGAUACAAUCUCUUGUGCAUAAUCUUUUGAUGGAUUAACUUGCAUUUGGUAUAAUCCCUUAAAUUAAUGUAAAUCAAUUGUCAAAGCAAAUGAAUUAGAUAGAUAAUGUGAUUUAUAUGCUUUCAGUCAGACUAUAAUAGUGGGGUUUCUAAUUUGGAUGAUCUAUAUAUGA
Messenger RNA from Paramecium sonneborni, 954 nucleotides. Lineage: Eukaryota; Ciliophora; Oligohymenophorea; Peniculida; Parameciidae. The record is from the annotation of a GenBank genome assembly.